This is a messenger RNA of Cinclus cinclus, 828 nucleotides long. Its product is annotated as endonuclease domain-containing 1 protein-like. The record is from RefSeq and is a predicted model, not a curated record. The transcript has 2 exons. The coding region runs from base 1 to 828 and encodes 275 amino acids. Lineage: Eukaryota; Metazoa; Chordata; Aves; Passeriformes; Cinclidae. Gene Ontology annotation, molecular function: metal ion binding; nucleic acid binding; hydrolase activity.
AUGCUCAGGCUGCUGCUGCUGCAGGCGUUGGCAAGUUGCCUCUGGCUGGGAAACAGCGAGGUGGUGAAGUCCUUUGCAGAAUGUCCUCAAUUUUUCUAUGCACAGACCACCCCAAAUGAUGUCUUGCAUCCAGGGAAACCAGUCUGGAUCUGUCAACGCUACAGCAACUCACAUCACUAUGCCACCCUGUAUGACAAAGAGAGGAGAAUUCCAGUGUACUCUGCUUACAUCUACCAGCCUGGACCUGCCAAGAGACCUCAUGCAUGGUGGUUUGUUGAGCCCCUGCUGAUAAGUGACAAUAAUCUUAAAGAGAUGGAAAGAGAGUCGGUCCUCAUAGAGCAACACAAAUUCACCUUAGAGCAAAUCAAAGAGAGCCAGGCUGUCCUUGAUGACUACGAGCAAAUGACUGGUUUGGACCGUGGCCAUUUGAGCUCCAAUAACCAUAUGAAUAGUGGAGAGAGCAAGAUGGCUACCUUCACCCUCACCAACAUAGUGCCCCAGAACAGCACACUCAACCAUGGUGCCUGGAAAGACUACGAGAACAAAACAAUGGCCCAGAAAACCCAGGGCUGUACAACCACCUAUGUCAUCACGGGUGCUGUGCCUGGGAACACCAAGGUAGCCAGUGGGAGGAUUAACAGACCCAGCCACAUCUGGUCAGCUGCCUGCUGCCUGGUGGGCACAAAUCCCACGAGGGCUUGGGGGGUCAUCGCUGAGAAUGACAAGAAUGAGGUGGAGAACCUCAAGCUGGGGGAGCUGGAGGAGAGGUUGACCGAGCUCUAUGACGGGAGAACAGUAACUCUGUUCAGCAAUACCUGUCCCCGGUAA